AUGGAGUGCUCGCUUGUAAGGUAUUGUCUAUCUCGAGUUUUUCCUGGUGUUGGUUUGAAUGGCUGGUUGAGUUUUAGUGGCUGGUUUGAGGACUUUUCUAAGGGGCAUACAAUUGAUAUUAUAGCUAAAGUAGCUAUGGUUAGUUGGGCCAUAUGGAGGGCUAGAAAUGAGUUGGUGUGGAAUGAGAAGACUUCUAGUGUGGGAGUCGUGGUUGUAGUGGCAAUUACUCAUCUUGACAACUGGUUAGCUGCUAAAAAUAAGGAGUUGUCUGAUCCGAGAGCAUCAUUAUUUGAUGCACAUGAGAUUGAGCGUUGGGCGAAGCCUCUUGAAAAUGUUGUGAAGAUUAAUUGUGAUGCAGCUGUAUUUUCUGUUGAUGUGAAGUAUGGAAUUGGGUGGUUAGCUCAGGAUUUUGAGGGGAGUUUGGUUGAGGCAACUGUUGUGUGUGUUAGAAAAAAUCAGUAA
Humulus lupulus (European hop) is the source of this 462-nucleotide messenger RNA. RefSeq lists its product as uncharacterized. NCBI's taxonomy places the organism in Eukaryota, Viridiplantae, Streptophyta, Magnoliopsida, Rosales, Cannabaceae. The coding region runs from base 1 to 462 and encodes 153 amino acids. The transcript has a single exon. The record is from RefSeq and is a predicted model, not a curated record.